Molecule: messenger RNA, 1193 nt
Organism: Volvox carteri f. nagariensis
Lineage: Eukaryota; Viridiplantae; Chlorophyta; Chlorophyceae; Chlamydomonadales; Volvocaceae
Exons: 6
Coding region: 103-501 (132 amino acids)
Biological process (GO): DNA-templated transcription
Cellular component (GO): RNA polymerase III complex; nucleus; RNA polymerase II, core complex
Molecular function (GO): DNA binding; DNA-directed RNA polymerase activity
Source: RefSeq, a predicted model, not a curated record
AUCAUCAAAAUUAACCAAAAUAAAAAACCUGUGACCUAGCAGCUAUAGUUCCGCGCAUUUUCUCGUUCCUGUUUACGGUUCUGAGCUUGGAUUAACGAGACCAUGGCGGACGAUUUUGAUGACGCGGGAGGCAUGGAGGAGCCAAUGGACCUUGGCGAGGAGCCAGCCCUCGAAGAUUUCGCUGGCGAAGCACAUGAAGGCGACGGAAACAUUGAUAUACUUGAUAACCAAGAGCAGCAGCAGCAGCAAGGGGGGGGCCAGCGACAAAGAAUCACCACGCGUUACAUGACUAAAUAUGAAAAAGCGCGAGUGCUUGGAACCCGAGCACUACAAAUUAGCAUGAACGCACCCGUCAUGGUGGAACUGUCUGGGGAGACCGACCCGCUCGAGAUCGCCAUGAAGGAGCUUCGGGAAAAGAAGGUACCAUUUACAAUCCGACGGUAUCUGCCCGAUGGAAGCUACGAGGACUGGAGCAUCAGUGAGCUGGUGGUUCCAGAUUGAGGACUCGGCUCCACGGGGGCCCUGCUUUGGCGCCGCGGCAGCAGCUGUGAACCUCGUUCAUACCUGUUGCAAUUCCGAAAGUGCUGACAAGGGUCUGAAGCCAAACUGUGACAGCGGUACCGGGCCUGCAGACCAGAGAUGUGGCGCUAUCUCGAUUAACUGAGGGGCCUUGGCCUUGGUGUACAGAACAUAACAUGCAUUAGCGGGUACAGCAAGAGCUGUAGCGGCGCUAGGAAGUCGGGUGGGGUGUGGGUUGAGAAUCGACGACGGAAGUGCUGCAGGGCCUGGCAGGGCGUGGGAGGGAGCUGCACAUUGGGUCCUGUCCCGGACGCGCAUUGAGGGGUUGACGGUGCUAGUUCGAUAUAGGUUAAGGCCUGGGUCUGGGUGGGCCUUACCCAUCUUCCGAACUCGUGAGACGCAUCGUCAGGAGGAGCUCCAAUGCGGUUCCUGCUGCUUGGCGCUAGUUAUCAAUUAAACCGCGUGCAACGACUUGAGAGUUUGGAUGAGGAAAUAGCAGUCCCGUCUUCAAAAGGUGCAAUCGCUGAAACUCGCGCCAAUAGCUUUGGAACUUUGGUGUUUGGAUCCGCAAAACGGAUUAUGAGGCCGGUAAUUAUGGAUUCAUUAUCCAAGGGGCCUUCCGGACAGGAGUUGUAGCGUAUUGGAGUACUUGAGCUUGGUACGACAUGGCCGCG